CCAUGUGCUUCUCAUCCAUACUGCCCCCAUGAAAAAGCAACACUACGCAUCCUCCGACCUGAAAUCUCUCUUCAAAUCCUACAGAUUUGAUCAUGAGGUGGAGUGACCAUUUCAAAUCCAAUCCUCUCUUCCAUCUAACAUUACAAAUAAUGAUGUCCUAUCUUUUGAAACCACACCUUAACUAUUCUUCAAUUCACAAGUAUGAAUUUGUAAAUUGAAAAUUUAAUCGACUUAUCUGUCAAAAUUGCUAGCUGCUCUUCCUUCUUCAUCUUCACCCUCAGCUCUCAUGUUCUUAAGCUCCUAGAGGGUUACAAUUUCCAUGAGUACACUGUGUCGUUCACGCGCCUUGUACGCGAUUGGAUUAACGUUAACGGAAACUGUAAGAAGCGCGCCAAAAAACAAACAAGCUGCUGCUGCUGCUGCUGCUUUUUUUCUUAACAACAUUCUUAUCCAAUUCAACAAUCUCCUUGAUUUGCUCAAACUACAAAUUUCUUUCGACCGACCCUUUUCUUCUCAAUCAUAUAUUCACUGCUUUCUUUCUUCAAAUCUUCCCUUUUUCUUGAGCUUUCUUUGACAUUUUGUUUCGUCAAUAAUGGCUGAGCAAACAAUUCUUGUAACUGGUGGGGCUGGGUUCAUUGCUAGCCACACUGUAGUGCAGCUUCUCAAAGAGGGUUUUAGGGUUUCUAUCAUUGACAAUCUUGAUAAUUCUGUUACUGAAGCUGUUGAUAGGGUCAGGGAAUUGGUGGGUCCACAGCUUUCUCAGAAACUAGAAUUCAAUAAGGGUGAUAUUAGGAACAGAGAUGAUUUGGAGAAGUUGUUUUCUCGAACUAAAUUUGAUGCUGUGAUCCAUUUUGCUGGCUUGAAGGCGGUUGGGGAGAGUGUUGAAAAACCUCGUCGUUAUUUUGACAAUAAUUUGAUUGGCACUAUCAACCUGUAUGAGGUCAUGGCAAAAUACAACUGUAAGAAGAUGGUAUUCUCAUCAUCUGCAACUGUUUAUGGGCAACCGGAAAAAAUUCCAUGUGUUGAAGACUUCCAGUUAAUGGCAAUGAACCCUUACGGAAGGACUAAGCUUUUCCUUGAAGAAAUUUCUCGGGAUAUUCAAAAGGCAGAACCAGAAUGGAGAAUCAUUUUACUGAGGUACUUCAACCCUGUAGGAGCUCAUGAGAGUGGUAAACUUGGUGAAGAUCCCAAGGGCCUUCCUAACAAUCUUAUGCCUUACAUACAACAAGUGGCUGUUGGAAGGUUGCCUGAAGUCAAUGUAUUUGGUCAUGAUUAUCCCACAAAGGAUGGUAGUGCGAUCCGAGACUACAUCCAUGUCAUGGACUUAGCAGAUGGCCACAUUGCUGCGCUUCGGAAGCUUCUUACCACAGAGAAAAUAGGUUGUGUAGCCUACAACUUGGGUACAGGACGUGGAACAUCAGUGCUUGAAAUGGUUGCCGCAUUUGAAAAAGCUUCCGGCAAGAAAAUUCCUAUCAAACUCUGUCCAAGAAGGCCCGGAGAUGCUACUGCUGUUUAUGCUUCCACAGAUAAAGCUGCGAAAGAACUCGAUUGGAAGGCCAAAUAUGGUAUCGAGGAGAUGUGCAGAGACCAAUGGAAAUGGGCAAGCAAUAAUCCAUGGGGUUACAAGUCAAAGCCUUGAAUUUCGUCCUUACGUUUAUAAACUACACAUUUAUGUUGCCCUCUGAUAUGACUAAGUGGUUAAACUAACAACAGCAAAAUGUUAAUGCAUUUUAUGACUUGAAAGCCUUCUUCUGUUGUACUCUAGUAGAUUCAUUCGUGGGAAACAAAAUGUAUAAGCAUCUCCAUUUCCCUGAACGGAAAAUAGUUAACUGGUAGCACAUUUCAUAUUUGAAAAUUUUCUUUUCCUUCUGGCUUAAUGGGGAUGAUUGUUCACUAUCUUUCAAAAAAGGUGCA
Messenger RNA from Manihot esculenta (cassava), 1914 nucleotides. Its product is annotated as bifunctional UDP-glucose 4-epimerase and UDP-xylose 4-epimerase 1. The record is from RefSeq and is a predicted model, not a curated record. NCBI's taxonomy places the organism in Eukaryota, Viridiplantae, Streptophyta, Magnoliopsida, Malpighiales, Euphorbiaceae. Gene Ontology annotation, cellular component: cytosol. Gene Ontology annotation, molecular function: RNA binding; UDP-glucose 4-epimerase activity. The transcript is spliced from 9 exons. Gene Ontology annotation, biological process: galactose metabolic process; rRNA processing. Bases 593 to 1639 code for a protein of 348 amino acids.